AUGUCUGAAGUCAGCCCUCGGGCGCUGAAGCCCAAAAGCAGGGUUCACGAUGUUUUUCGCGGAACGAUAUUCCAAGCUGUCUUGCUGGGUCUCAUCAGCUUCACUCAACCCGGAAUAUGGACGGCAAUGAACAAUUUGGGCGCUGGUGGUCAAGCUGAGCCAUACGUCAUCAAUGCUGUGAACGUCAUCACAUUCGUGAUCAUGAUUGUGCUGUCACCGCUGGCGAGCAUGGUCGGGAACUUGGUUGGCAUGAAGUGGAUUGUCGUCAUCGGAACUCUGGGCUAUGUCCCGUACUCCGCUGCGCUCUAUUGUAACUCGAUUUGGGGGACGCAGUGGUUUCUGAUCUUUGGUGCUGUUACGUGUGGAAUUUCAGCAUCGGCACUUUGGCCUGGUGAAGCCGCAAUAGCUGUGGGCUAUCCCGAAGUUGCUCGUCGUGGUGUCUGUAUCAGCAUUUGGAUGGCUCUUGGGAAGCUCGGUUCCGUCAUCGCCACCGCGAUUCAACUUGCCAUCAACAAAGACAGCGACACAACCGGUGCCAUCUCACCUUCGACUUACCUGGUUCUCGUUGCAAUUCAAUGCUUAGGUUUACCACUUUCACUAUUGUUGGCACCGCCCGACAAGCUGAUCCGCAAAGACGGGAAGAAGCCCAUCUUUGCCAACUCUCAGCGCACAUUCAAGACGCAAUUUAGGGGCUUCCUCGCGCAGUUCAAACGGAAGGAGGUCUUGCUUCUCAUCCCGGCCUUCAUCACCGCGCAGUGGGGCGUCACGUACCAAGGCAACUACAUGGCUGCAUACUUCACCGUUCGCGCUCGUACUCUUGCGGGUUUCAUCAUUGCUGUUGUCGGUGCGAUAUCAAAUGUUCUUGCAGGGUGGUGGCUUGAUUCAAAGCACUUGAAGAGAACUACCCAAGCACGUUGGAGUUGGUAUUUCUUGUUGGCUCUCUUCACACUGGUUUGGAUCUGGAAUCUGGUCGUCCAGGAGAGAUGGGCAAGAAAGAGUCCUGGCGAAAUCGACUGGGUCAGUGAGAGCUUCGGCGAGGGAGUCACGAUUUUCAUCCUUUACCGCAUCGCCUAUGAGACUGUCGGCGUAUGGCUAUACUGGACUCUCGGGACCUUUGACGUUGAAGCGGACACCAUUGCUCUGUCGAUGGGUGUCCUUCGUUCUGGGGAAUCGUUGGGUUCGGCUUUGGCGUAUGCCGUCGGCUCUGUUCGCAGCGCCUCUUUGAUGACGAACUUGGUCAUAUCUGUAGUCGUAUUCUACGUGGGCGCACCAGCGACGACAUGGGCUGCCCUCCUUGUCAGGGACCGACUCCCAGGUGAAGUAUCUGGCCGGGACAGCGACGCAAAUAUUGCAAACGUGAACGUAGCCGAGCAAUCUGACGCGGAGCAGAUACAUAUCAACUCCGGGUCAAAAGCAUGA
Molecule: messenger RNA, 1419 nt
Organism: Colletotrichum paranaense
Lineage: Eukaryota; Fungi; Ascomycota; Sordariomycetes; Glomerellales; Glomerellaceae
Exons: 6
Coding region: 1-1419 (472 amino acids)
Biological process (GO): transmembrane transport
Molecular function (GO): transmembrane transporter activity
Source: RefSeq, a predicted model, not a curated record